This is a messenger RNA of Penicillium digitatum Pd1, 525 nucleotides long. RefSeq lists its product as uncharacterized. NCBI's taxonomy places the organism in Eukaryota, Fungi, Ascomycota, Eurotiomycetes, Eurotiales, Aspergillaceae. The record is from RefSeq and is a predicted model, not a curated record.
AUGGCCCCAUCCGCUGAUCCCAUUUCCGUGACGACCUUUGCCAACUUCUCUCCUCCGACCCAUCCGGAAUGCCUGCGCGUGGAACGCAGUACGAAAGCAUUUGCAAGCGGGGCUUAUUCACUGAUCGAUCUUCCUGCGGGUGCCGUCUUCGCCAAGAUCACUACGGCAACUCCGGGAAAGAAAGCCUACACGAGCGUGCAAACCGGCCCCGAUACCCACAUCGAACUCAACUCCGAUCUAGUCUACUGCAAUCACUCAUGUGCACCAUCUUUGGUCUUCGACAUGAGUCGCAUGGAGGUGCGGGUUGUAGACGGCCAGCCUUUGAAGGCAGGUGAUGCCCUCACUUUCUUCUACCCCAGCACCGAGUGGGAUAUGGGCCAGGCAUUCCAGUGUACCUGCGGGGCAGGUGCCAAAAUCUGCAAAGGCUGGAUCUCUGGGGCCAAGACCAUGCCCACCGACAAGUUGAAUGGGUACUGGCUCAAUGGCCACAUUUCUGCAUUGUUGAAUGAGCGCAAGGCCAAUUGA